Molecule: messenger RNA, 1403 nt
Organism: Prorocentrum cordatum
Lineage: Eukaryota; Dinophyceae; Prorocentrales; Prorocentraceae
Source: the annotation of a GenBank genome assembly
AGCGGCCUCUGCCUGGAGCAGGGAGCAUGUCGGGGCAGGCGGCGUCUGCGACAGCCCAGGGCAAGGGGGCUUGUCGGGUCGAGUCGCGCUCCACUUGUCUGGCUCAAGCACGCUCGACUCACCCUGUCUCUCGGGCACCUUUGUCAGCAGUUGCGCGGGUUAUCGUGUCAGUUAUUGGCGUAUCGCCCCGCCAGGUUCUCAUGACCACGGUGCGCCGCGUCGUAAUUGUGUCUCUCUUCGUGGCAGCUAUCGUGCGAGCGGAGAGCUCCCAGCCGCAAGACGCUUGCGAGGACGAGCGGGAGGUUAGCAGCCUCCUGCAGGCGGCGAGCAGAGUCAGCCAGAAUCGAGAGGUGUGCCCACCCCCAGGGUUUGAUUCGGUCGGGAACUUCAACAUAUCGGACUACAUAUCGGCGCCGUGGUAUGUCCAGAUGCAGUCGGAAGUGUCGUACCUGCCGGUGGAGCGAUUUUUUUGCGUGCGAGCCAACUACACGGAGACGACGCCUGGAAUGUUCUCACAAGCACAGGCGGAGUUGAUUGUCGACAACUAUGCCAGAGAGGGCUCCACUUCAGGGCCUGAGUCUGACGAGUUCCCACUGAGGGCGUCUAUCGUUGACCUCAACCAGCCCUCAAAGCUCCUCGUCGGGCCACCAUUCUUGCCAGUCUUUCUCCGAGGUCCUUAUUGGGUCGUGGCAAUCAGCGAGCAGCCGUAUGAAUGGGCCAUCGUCUCUGGCGGACCGCCCACGAAGCAGGGAGCGGAUGGCUGUCUCACUCCCGGGACUGGUCUGAACCCCAAUGGCAACGGAGAGGGCGUCUUUCUGCUCACCCGGGAGCCACUGGCGCCGAACAGCACCGUGGACAUGCUGGUGAACCAGGCGGAGGCGCUGGGUUUCGACACUAGCGUCUUGUUGCCAGUCGUGCACGAAGGCUGCUGCGGCGAGAGGUACGGUCAGCCGUGCUGAUUUGGGUGACCUAAUAAUCAUUGACCCUCGAACGCGCACCAGGAGCUCGGCUCUGCGUCUAAUUCGAUGCCGUCUCAAAACACUUGGGAUUGUGAGCGCGCCCGCGAGUGCGGGAGUCCCGAGCUGGUGUGCGUGCCUCAGUCUCUCUCGCGGCUUGCCGAGUGGGACCCGCUCUUGGCAGCACCGGGCCGGGCUGCCCGAUGCUUCGUUGGACGGUCUGGCCCCGAACAGUUGGAUCUCUUCGCUGUUGCUCGAGGCCCCGUGUCGUAGGUGGAGUGUUGCAGUGGUGCCGUGGCGCGUGGCACUGCAUGCCGUCGCGUCGCAAUUGUGCGUUCUGGUUUCGAUCUCGCGAACAUGCGAGCCAGGUCUGCCGCCAGUUCGUCAGGACACAGAGCGCAUGUGAUUGGGAGUUUCGACGCGUCCCGCCCACCCCUAAAAGGAGAG